AGGCUUCCUUCGUUCCUUAUAUUUUUCUAUGUUGCGCAUCGCCAUCACGUACAAUUCACGAAUACCCAUUAAAAUUCCAGACUUAGAGCAAACUAUAACAUCCAGUUCUCUCGCACUGCACUGAAAAUCUUUUCUCAGGCGACAUGGGGGAAAUAGAGAACGUGUGCGGUCGAGGGCCAAAAGAAACCAUCCAACUUGACGUUAAAUGGCAAAAGACUCUAGACAAGGCUGCUAAGGGUGUGGUCACUGUCAAGUUUUGCCAUACUUGGUCGUUCGACGCCGAGGACGCAUGUUCUUCCGAAGCCACGGGCUUUGUGGUCGAUGCAGAACGAGGAUACAUCCUCACAAAUCGACAUGUAGCUGGACCGAACCCGUUCUGGGGCAGGUGUAUUUUCGAGAACCACGAAGAGGUCGACGUCCAUGUGAUUUACUACGACCCAGUCCACGACUUUGGUAUUCUUCGCUAUGAGCCCAAAUCAAUCAGGCAUAUGUUCGUUUCGGCCAUAGCUCUACGGCCUGACCUGGCCAAGGUCUCCGAGGAAGUUCGAUUAAUCGGCAACGACGCGGGGGAGAAACUUAGCAUCCAGUCCGCUGUGAUCAGCAGAGUAGACAGAAAUGCACCAGACUACGGCAAAUCAACCUACAAUGAUUUCAAUAUCAACUACAUCCAAGCCGCUGCUGGUGCGACUGGCGGGAGCUCAGGGAGUCCCGUGGUCAAUAUCGACGGACAAGCAGUGGCAUUACAGGCUGGAGGAAGAAAUGCCGCCGCAACGGAUUAUUUCCUUCCACUUGAUCGUCCACUUCGUGCUCUUGAGUGCCUUCAGAAAGGAGAACCUAUCACUCGCGGUACGAUUCAAUGUCAGUGGAAAUUCAACCCUUUCAAUGAAUGUCAAGGCCUUGGCUUGUCUUCAGAAUGGGAGACAGCUUUCAGAGAGGCUUUUCCAAAUGAGGUCGGAAUGCUGGUAGCAGAACGCAUCAUACCAGAGGGUCCGUCAGAUUCGAAAAUCAAAGUUGGAGAUAUUCUCAUUAAGGUUAAUGGGAAGCUUCUGGCACAAUUCAAGAACCUAGACGACAUUCUCGAUUCCAGCGUUGGAUGCAUCAUAGAUGUCCUCUUACAGAGACGUGGCGAAGACGUCGAGGUUCAAGUUGAGGUAGCAGAUCUCCACAAAAUCACACCGAAUCGUCUUGUUUCAGUUGCUGGAGCUACAUUCCAGGACCUCUCAUAUCAACGAGCUCGAGCCCACGGAGUUGCCUGUAAAGGCGUCUUUCUCUGCAACGGACAGGGGUCUUUCUUUCCAAUACCGGAUAAUCGUCUCAUACAGAAAGUCGAUUCUAAGGCUACGCCCGAUUUAGAUACGUUUAUCGAGGUCAUGAAGGCGAUCCCAGAUCAAGCAAGAGUCGUCGUGACAUCCACGAAUCUUAAUGAUCCACUUACUCCUCAAUUUCACAUAUUGUGUAUUGACCGUUAUUGGUCAAAGAAGAUGAGACAAUUUGUCAGAAAUGAUAAGACUGGUUUAUGGGACUCUACAGAUCUUGCCGAUGCGAUUACUAGGCUCCCGCCAGUUCCGCGAACUGCAACUUUUGUCGAACUUCGCGGCGUUCCACCACUUAUCGCAGAUAUAGCGAGGUCUGUUGUCAAGGUCAAGUGUUUUGCUCAUCAGGAACUAGAUAACACGUGGACUGAAGCACGACCAAGCGUUGGUGUCGUGAUCGAUGCAGAGAAAGGCGUCGUCCUCGUCUCCCGAGCAACAUUACCUCAUGGCCUGUGCAACAUUUCCAUCACAAUUGCAGAUUCAAUUACCGUUGAAGGGGAAGUUUUGUUUUUGCACAUUCUGCACAAUUAUGCUCUUAUCAAGUACGACCCUAAACUUGUCAUAGCUCCAGUUAAGAGCGUGAAGUUGAGUUCGAAACCAGUGGAGCAAGGAGCCAGCCUGUAUUUUGUAGGCUUCAAAAACAACAACAUCGGAGGUCCAAUAUGUACACGAACUACUGUCACAGAGGUUUGCAAUCUUCAACUCGAGCCGAACUCUGAUUACCCAAAAAUCAGGGCGAUGAAUAGUGACACAGUAAAAGUAGACACGAGACUCGCUAAUGACUGUGGAAGUGGCUUCCUCAUCAAUGAUGAAGGAAUCGUUCAAGCCUUGUGGUUAACGUCGCUCUAUUACAAUGGCGACAGUAAUGCAUUCCAUUACUACGGCCUUCCCAGCUCAACAGUUGUACCUAUCGUUUCGAGAGUACGUAAGGGUGAAAUCCCCAAACUCUGCAUUCUUAGUGUCGAAUUCGAGGGCAUCACAAUGAGCCAAGCUUAUGACAUGAAAGUGUCUACGGAAUGGGUUAACAAAGUGGAAGUCGCCAAUACCUCUCACCACCAACUAUUCAAAGUCAAGAAACGUACGAUCCAGUGCGAGGACACUUCCAGAUCACUGCUAGAAGGAGACAUAAUAUUGACCAUGAAUGGUAAUAUUGUAACUCGCAUCUCAGAACUUGACAUUAUGGAUGACGCAGAAACUGUGGAUGUACGGGUCGUUAGAGAUGGUGAGGAAGUCAACUUGAAGCUUCAGACCGUCCUAUCAGAUGAUCUGGAAACCAAAAGAGCCCUUCUCUUCUGCGGUGCACUACUACACGCGCCUCAUCACGACGCUAGGCUCAGAGUUGGAAAGCCACCCAGUGAAGUGUUUGUGUCUUGCAUUCUUGAUGGAUCACCUGCACGCCAUUACGGGCUCCACACAACAAUGUUCCUUACUCAUAUCAAUGCCAUAGAGGCUCGUGAUCUUGAUUCAUUCCUUGAGGCAGCCAUGGCAAUCCCCGACAACACUAACUUCACUUUGACAACGAGGAGUCUCAGUGGUAUCGAGCAAGUGAUGAAGAUGAAGAGAUGUGACCAUUACUUUCCAACGAUGGAGUAUAUCAGAGCAUCGCCGAAAUGGAUAGCGCGAUCGAUCUAAGAUUGAUGACAAGAAUGGGGCAUGCCGAAUUUUGAGACUGGUAUCCUAGGAUGUUUGGGUCAUUCGUCCGUUGCUUGGGGCAUGCUCAGUUCAUUGGAGUCCGUGGGGCAACUCACUUACACAGCAUACUGCAUGGAUUUGACAACGCAUUUUAGAGUUUACUUUUCCUAUCAAGUUCUGUUUUUGAUAUGCAAAGUCGUUUAUGAAUACCCCGUUGUCACUUCUGCUAAUCGCUGCAGUCCUCUGAUAGUGAUAGCUGCCAAGUCUUAGGACAAUCCACAAGCGCUCCCACUCAGGUACUGCACGUUAAUUCGAGCAAUUUUCAUCCCGAAGCAGCUGCAGCCGAUUAUCCUAUGUUAAUGUCAUAUGCAGCCUAGAGUCAUCGGCCCCGGAGAGUUUAUGUUACGAGAUAUUCUAGAUU
Molecule: messenger RNA, 3366 nt
Organism: Mollisia scopiformis
Lineage: Eukaryota; Fungi; Ascomycota; Leotiomycetes; Helotiales; Mollisiaceae
Product: trypsin-like serine protease
Exons: 5
Coding region: 144-2945 (933 amino acids)
Biological process (GO): proteolysis
Molecular function (GO): protein binding; serine-type endopeptidase activity
Source: RefSeq, a predicted model, not a curated record